AUGGUAGAAAGUAUUAUCAACCCCUUAAAUGUCAAUGUUAUGGGUUUAAACUCUGGUACAUCCAUAGAUGGGAUCGAUGUUGUUCUAUGUGAAUUUUCGCAGCAACAUCCAGACGCACCAUUACGCAUGAAAGUUCUUUAUUACGAUGAGAUGGAAAUGCCUCAAAAAUUGAAAUUGAAUGUGCUUAGUCUAAUUAAAGAGAACAAAACCUCGCCCGAAGAAUUAUCCCAAGUGAACGUUUUACUUGGAAAGGCGUUUGCAAAGGCAGCCUCUGAUUUUUGUACUAAAUAUGCCAUAUUAAAAGAAUCUAUCGACAUAAUUGGGUCGCAUGGACAAACAAUUUGGUAUAUUUCAGAUCCAAAACCUGGGCAGUGUAAGUCAGUUUUGACCCUUGCUGAAGCUUCUUAUAUAUCUGAAGAAAUGGGAUCCACUGUUGUAUCCGAUUUUCGAAUUUCAGAACAGAGUGUAGGAAGGCAAGGAGCACCAAUGAUUGCUUUCUUCGAUAGCUUAUUAUUAAUACACCCCACAAAACUAAGAGCUUGCCAAAAUAUAGGAGGAAUUUCGAAUGUUUGCUUUAUUGUUCCUGAAAGUAAGGGAGGGCUUGAGAAAUGUUUUGAUUAUGAUAUCGGUCCAGGAAACGUAUUCAUUGACGCUGCCGUAAGGUAUUUUACGAAUGAUACCAUGCAGUAUGACAAAGACGGAUCCUGGGGAAGAAUAGGAAAAGUUGACCUUGAAAUGGUCGAAGAGUAUUUAAAUGAGCCUUAUUUUCAUAAAGAGCUUCCCAAAACAACUGGUAGAGAACUAUUUGGGGAUGCUGUAGCUAAUGAGUUGAUACAAAAAGGUUUAAAAAAAGGACUCAAUAAAUACGAUAUCGUGGCAACUUUGACGCGAAUUACAGCACAAUCAAUUGUUAAAGAUUACGUUAGGUACUCUCCUGGGUUUAUUGACGAAAUAUAUUUAUGCGGUGGAGGAGCUUAUAAUCCUAAUAUCACUGAAUAUAUAGGAGCCCACUUUCCAAAUACUAAAAUGUGCUUAUUAGAUGAAGCUGGAGUACAAACUGGUUCUAAAGAAUCUAUAACUUUUGCCUUUCAGGGUUUAGACGCUAUUUUGGGAAGACCUUUGAUAGUCCCUGAUCGAGUAGAAACCAAAGCUCCUGUUAUAGUUGGAAAAAUAUCUCCGGGGCUUAACUACAGGUACCUUCAAAGAAAGGCCGCUGAUUUUGGGAAAGACUACGAUACUUUAGGAUACCUUCCGCCUGUCAAAAGUUUAAUAAUAGAUUAA
This is a messenger RNA of Priceomyces carsonii, 1281 nucleotides long. RefSeq lists its product as uncharacterized. NCBI's taxonomy places the organism in Eukaryota, Fungi, Ascomycota, Pichiomycetes, Serinales, Debaryomycetaceae. Gene Ontology annotation, molecular function: phosphotransferase activity, alcohol group as acceptor; ATP binding. The transcript has a single exon. Gene Ontology annotation, biological process: amino sugar metabolic process; peptidoglycan turnover. The record is from RefSeq and is a predicted model, not a curated record. The coding region runs from base 1 to 1281 and encodes 426 amino acids.